UUUCCUGUAAUGGCGGACCAGGCGGAGAGCGAGACGAUCGGGUUCAACGACAACAGGAUGGUGCAGCAGGCGGUGCGGUUCCGCAGCCCUGCUCCUGCUCCCGCCCCCGUACCUGCCCAGUCCCCGGUGUUACGGGGCCCUCCACCACUACUCCGGCCUCCGCCACCUCCCUUUGGGAUGUUGAGGGGACCUCCGCCGCGACCUCCGUUUGCACGUCCACCCUUUGACCCCAACAUGCCGCCCAUCCCACCGCCAGGAAGCAUGCCACCACCUAUUGGACCUCCUCACCUACAGAGACCUCCGUUCCUUCCUCCUCCCAUUGGUAAUCUGCCACCUCCUCCAGGAAUGUUGUUUCCUCCAGGGAUGCCUCCUGUUCCUGCAUCUGGAGGCCCUGCACUCACCCCUACAGAGGAGAUCUGGGUGGAAAACAAAACGCCAGAAGGAAAGGCAUAUUACUAUAACGCACGCACCAGAGAGUCAUCAUGGAGUAAACCAGAAGGUUUGAAAAUCAUCCAGCAGUCUGAACUCAACCCGCUGCUUGUAGCGGGAGCUGGCGCCGCAGGUCCAGGCACAAAUGUCGGGGUGACUACAGUUUCCAGCUCAAGCAGUGGCAACACUACAAUCAGCACAGCAGCAACAGCAUCUCCCACUCAGGCCCCAUCGUCCACUCCGUCACGUACUCUCACCUCCAGCCCAGACUCCAUCACCACUGCCUCCCCCUCUGUGACCAUUUCAGCCACAGUUGUAGCAGACCUCAGCCCUGUUGUCACAGUGACCUCCGCCGUUUCUGUGUCACCAGUCACUGUAGUGACUGUUUCCACUGUACCUUCACCUGUUACAGCAGUGCAAACAAUGCCACUGCUGCCGGCAGCCCUGCCUCACAGCGUGGCCCAGCCCACUGCAACCAUACCUGCCUUCCCCCCGGUGAUGGUGCCACCUUUCAGGGUGCCUUUGCCAGGCAUGCACAUCCCUCUGCCAGGUGUAGCAAUGAUGCAGAUAGUAGGUGCACCCUGUGUAAAGGCAGGCCCCAGCGCUAACGGCAUGCUUCCAGGCAUGGGCCCACCCUUAGUUUCCAUGAUGCACCCCCAGUUGGCACUUACAGCAGCUCCUGCCUCCUUAGCUGGAUCAUUGCAGGUUCCUGAGUGGUCAGAAUAUAAAACAGCUGAUGGGAAAACGUACUACUACAACAACCGGACAUUGGAGAGUACCUGGGAGAAGCCACAUGCUGUUUUAGAGAAAGAAAAAGAAGCGGAAAGGAUAAAAGAACGUCUGGCCCAGGAGGAAGCUGAGGCGAUGGAGAUGGAGGAUGAAGAGAACAAAGCAGAAAACCUUCGUAACGAAAAGGAGGAGCCUAAAGAAGAAGAGAUGUCAGAGGAGGAAAAGGCUGCUCAGAAAGCCCGGCCCGUAGCCACCAACCCAAUCCCUGGCACACCUUGGUGUGUGGUGUGGACAGGUGAUGAUCGGGUGUUCUUCUACAACCCAACAACACGGCUGUCCAUGUGGGAUCGUCCUGAGGAGCUGAUUGGUAGAGCCGAUGUGGACAAACACAUCCAGGAGCCGCCGCACAAGAGAGGUCUGGAGGACAGCAAGAAGACAGGUGCCAACAAAGAGGAGCCAGAGUCAUCUAUUGCUACUGAAGAGAACCAGGAAGAGGAGCCAACCAAAGCCAAAAAGAGAAAGAAGGAGGACACGAAGGAGGCCGACCUGGAGAAAGAGGCAGCGAUGGAGGCAGAGCUCCGAGCUGCCAGAGAGAGAGCUAUAGUGCCCCUGGAGGCCAGGAUGACCCAGUUCAAAGAAAUGUUGUUGGAGAGAGGGGUGUCUGCAUUCUCAACGUGGGACAAAGAGCUUCAUAAGAUUGUGUUUGAUCCACGUUACCUUCUGCUCAAUCCAAAAGAAAGGAAACUGGUUUUCGACCAGUACGUGAAGACACGAGCAGAGGAGGAGAGGAAGGAAAAGAAGAACAAGCUGAUGCAGGCCAAAGACGAGUUCAGGAAGAUGAUGGAGGAGGCGAGGCUCACACCCAGAACAACAUUUAGUGAAUUUGCUUUGAAGCAUGGCAGAGAUCCACGAUUUAAGACCAUAGAGAAGAUGAAGGACAGGGAGGUCAUCUUCAUGGAGUUUAUCACUGCAGUGAGAAAAAGGGAGAAAGAAGACUCCAAAUCCAGAGGAGAGAAGGUAAAACAAGACUUUUUUGAUCUCCUAAGUGAUCAACACAUAGAAGGAAACCAACGAUGGAGCAAAGUAAAAGAGAGGCUAGAGACUGACCCACGAUACAAAGCUGUGGAGAGCUCUGCACUCAGAGAGGAACUUUUCAAACAGUUCAUUGAGAAACAAGCCAAGAGUCUGGACAUGGAUAAAGUGCGUGAGUUGGAGCGGCAGGCUCGUAUUGAGGCCAGUCUGAGAGAGAGGGAGCGCGAGGUGCAGAAGGCCCGAUCAGAACAGACCAAAGAAAUCGACCGAGAAAGGGAGCAGCACAAAAGGGAGGAGGCCAUCCAGCAUUUCAAGGCUCUUAUGUCUGAUAUGGUACGCUCUUCAGAUGCAACUUGGUCAGACACUCGCCGUAACUUACGGAAAGACCAUCGCUGGGAGUCGGCAUCGCUGCUGGAGAGGGAGGAGAAGGAGAAACUGUUUAACGAACAUGUAGAAGCACUGGCGAAGAAGAAAAAAGAACAUUUCCGACAACUGCUGGAUGAGACCGUCAUGAUCACUUUGACUACUACAUGGAAAGAAGUGAAGAAGGUCAUCAAGGAAGAUCCUCGCUGUAUUAAAUUCUCCUCCAGUGACAGAAAGAGGCAGCGGGAGUUUGAAGACUACAUCAAAGACAAAUACAUCACCGCCAAAGCUGACUUCAGGAAUCUGCUGAAAGAGACAAAGUUCAUCACUUACAGGUCAAGAAAGCUGAUCCAGGAGUCAGAACAACAUCUGAAAGAUGUGGAGAAAAUCCUCCAGAACGACAAGCGGUACCUGGUUCUGGAGUGUGUCCCCGAGGAGCGCAGGAAGCUCAUCAUGUUCUACAUCGAAGACUUGGACCGACGUGGCCCGCCGCCUCCACCCACUGCCUCUGAGCCGACCAGACGCUCUGCCAAGUGACCAAUUGCAUAACCCUCUCGGCCACUGCUCUGCUCCUCCUUGCCCUUCCUUUGGCCAGAGCAUGAUCUCCCCUCAGCAUCCCCGAACCCUGGCCUCGAGGCCUCAGGUGGCCUUGCAGUGUUAUUGACCGGGGUUAUAUUGCUAAAGAUAUGUCGGAGAUAAACGGUCUCUGCGUUAUGUCACCUCUUCACCCUGAAGUAGCCCUGCAUAUAAGGCGACGGCAGGGAACAGAGGUUACCUGAUGUCAAGGUGACUUGUAACCUCUCACCUCUGACUGACCACAUAAGAGGGAGAGAGAAAGUGUUGAGGCUGUUGACUGAGCAGCCACACAGGUGUAACAUAGCUGAUGUAAAUGAAGAUGAGUGCGUGCGUGUGUGCGUGCAUGUGUGUAUGUGCGAGUGAGGUGCACGCAUGUUUGAGUGUGUGCAUUUGUUUCAGGCGUCCUCAAGCCUUACUGCUCCACUGUGCCAGUCAUUGUUUUAGUGGCUCAGUGUGAAUGUUAGUUUCAGAUCAGUGGUUAACUUGCAGCAGUUUCUCUGUUGAAUCAAAUAAAGGCAACUUCCACUGUUUUUCA
Cololabis saira (Pacific saury) is the source of this 3664-nucleotide messenger RNA. RefSeq names its product transcription elongation regulator 1b (CA150) (gene tcerg1b). Lineage: Eukaryota; Metazoa; Chordata; Actinopteri; Beloniformes; Belonidae. Gene Ontology annotation, molecular function: transcription coregulator activity; RNA polymerase binding. Gene Ontology annotation, cellular component: nucleus. The transcript has 21 exons. The record is from RefSeq and is a predicted model, not a curated record. Bases 10 to 3090 code for a protein of 1026 amino acids.